AUGAUGGUUGAACUUUCAUUUAUGUUCAUCAUUAUUCUUGGUCGAUGGUUAUUACCAAAAGGAAAUAUUUCUCAUAGUGCUUUAUCACAAUUAUUACUUGUUUAUUUAUCACUUGCAUCGGAUAUUCUUGAUUUAUUAACAUUAUUUAGUGAAAAAGAAAUUUAUCUUAGUUCACCAAUGGUUCAUAUUGUUCUUAUUGUUUUUUCUCUAUGUAUGUUUCAAUUUGCACUUAAUCUAACAGCGACACGUGGUCGUUCAUUUCAUGCGGAAUUUGAUGAUACAGAAAUUGAAAUACAUCAACCAGCAUCAUUUCAUUCACCUCCCGGAUCAUUACCAUCACAUCGAAAGAUCUUAAAUAAAUUUGUACCAAGUGAAAUAUCAUCAUCAACAGCUCGACCAUUAACAGCAACAACAGUCAGUCCUAUUCUACGUCCUAAAUUACGUGCAUCAUCAGUUUGUAUUAUAAAUCCGCCAGAUACAAUCUUUGAAAAUCCUGCUACAAAUGGAGAUUUAGAAAUGCAAACAAAUAGAAAUUGUUCAUUUCUUAAACCCACAUUUCCUGAAGUUGAUCUACCAUCAAAUAUUCUCCGUCCAAACAUGCUUCAACGUCAAUCAGUAAGCUCUUCAAAUUCAUUACAUUCAUCAUUUUGGUAUGCACCACGUUCAAAGCACGCAUCACGUAAAUCUGUAGCAGAAAGUGUAAAAUUCUUUGUUCGAAAACGAUCUUCAAAAUUUCUUCGAUCAGAAAUUUGGUCAAUACUUGUUACAUUAUCAUUACAAGAUGGUCCAUUUUUUGCUAUUCGUCUUGUUGCAAUUAUUGUCUAUCGUGUACGAUCAUUUUUAACAUAUUUUUUUGCAUUUAAAAAUUUUCUUAUUCUGCUUUUUCAAACAUAUCGUAUUGCAUCAAUAUGUUUAGAAAAAGAUGAACAAGAACAAGAAUUCGAAGAAAAACUUGAUACAAUUAGACGUAUGAGUCUUGCUGCAUCACACCUUGGUUUACCGCUUAAUAGAAAAAUUUAA
Messenger RNA from Adineta steineri, 1020 nucleotides. NCBI's taxonomy places the organism in Eukaryota, Metazoa, Rotifera, Eurotatoria, Adinetida, Adinetidae. The record is from the annotation of a GenBank genome assembly.